AUGGAAGGGGCAAGAAAGAUCAUGAGAAGAUCAGUCUACAAUUUCCUUCAAAACUAUCAAAACUUCACCACCAUUGCUGCUCUAUUGGCUUUUCCUUUCUCUGCCUCAGUCUUGCUCUCACAAUCCUUUCUUGUUCCUUCAUCUUCUUUUACAAUCCACAAUAGGCUAAGAGCUCUGUUUGAGGCUGCAGGUCUGCCUGAAUCUUCUCAACCCUUCAAAACUCUAACUCUCAAGCUAUCUCAAACAAUCUCUUCUUCAAUCUUUACCCUCCCUUUUAGUCUCACUUUCUUUAUUAUGUCAAAAGCAUAUGUAAUUCACAGUCUCAAUCAACAUAAAUCAACUUUGCUUCUCUACAAACCUCUCUUUGUUACUUAUUUAUGCAACUUGUUUAUAGUCCUCUCCGCGAAUGCAACCGCAUUGUCGAUCUUCUUCUUGGGGUUCAAUCUUGUUCAAGAAACUUUGGUUUAUUCUCCCAAUUGGGUGCUCAUAUUGUCUGCUACGGCGGCUGUAAUCUAUUCGGUGAUUCUCGCGAACGUGGUGGUGGUUUGUAACUUGGCAUUGGUUUUGUCAGGCGAAGGGUGCAGAGGAUGGAUUGCAAUUCUCAAAGCUUUGGUAUUGAUGAGAGGGAGGACUUCAACAGCACUUUCUCUUGCACUUCCUGUGAAUAUUGUUCUUGCAGGGAUUGAGGCUUUGUUUCAAUACCGGAUAGUGAGACGGGGUGAUAGAAGUUAUGGAGAUUCCUGCACUACUCCUGCUAUGGCCAUGGAGGGAAUGUUGAUUGCUUAUUUGUACUCAAUCUUUGUGGUUCUUGAUACUGUUGUCAAUCUAAUGUUCUUCAGGAGCUGUGUGAGGGUGGUGGACCAAGAAGAUAUGAACUCUUGCAGGAUUGGUGCUGUAGAGGAGGAGGAGGAGGAGGAGGAGCAGAGUUAUGGUGUUAUAAGCUUCAAAUCAGUGGAGGAGUUUCCAUGA
Tripterygium wilfordii is the source of this 969-nucleotide messenger RNA. RefSeq lists its product as uncharacterized. Bases 1 to 969 code for a protein of 322 amino acids. The record is from RefSeq and is a predicted model, not a curated record. The transcript has a single exon. Lineage: Eukaryota; Viridiplantae; Streptophyta; Magnoliopsida; Celastrales; Celastraceae.